This is a messenger RNA of Talaromyces marneffei, 327 nucleotides long. RefSeq lists its product as uncharacterized. The record is from RefSeq and is a predicted model, not a curated record. The transcript has 2 exons. NCBI's taxonomy places the organism in Eukaryota, Fungi, Ascomycota, Eurotiomycetes, Eurotiales, Trichocomaceae. The coding region runs from base 1 to 327 and encodes 108 amino acids.
AUGGGUGGAAAAAUUCUCCGCGUGACAAUGUUCAAGAUACCCGGGAAGGAAAACCAACUUAAGCUUGCCGAGAAUUAUAAGAAGCUAUCCACCGAAGCUCUGAAAGACGGCAAACCUUAUAUCCUCUCUCUCCAAGCUGGCCCAACGAUUGAAGACUCGCGAUCGAAUGGGUUUACCUUUGUUGCAAAGACAGAGUUUGCAAGCCUCGAAGAUAUGAAAUACUAUGACGAUGAAGACCAGGUUCAUCUGUCACUCAAGAAAACCGCGUUGCAGAUGAACAUUCAAGAAAUUGUCAUUCUUUAUGCUGAGCCAUUGGUUACUCUCUAG